This is a messenger RNA of Esox lucius (northern pike), 2727 nucleotides long. RefSeq lists its product as uncharacterized. The transcript has 3 exons. The coding region runs from base 331 to 1200 and encodes 289 amino acids. The record is from RefSeq and is a predicted model, not a curated record. Lineage: Eukaryota; Metazoa; Chordata; Actinopteri; Esociformes; Esocidae.
UAUUUGCUUUUUCCGAGCAGAACGGGCGAGGAGAGAGUGAGCGUUUAGUACCGAAGUUUCAUAGCCGAACAUUACCCACGUGUUUUAUACUUAUUGAGAAGUCAGUAAAUAUUAAACAAACCUGGUUCAGAAGGAUUUAAAAUAUUCUAAAGAGACGCGAAGCAGUGUUGUUCCCUGCUUUGAUUUAAAAUUGCUGGUUGGGUCUGACUUCUAUUAUUAAUUUGAGAUUACUAAAAGAACAUUUUAACGCAGGUAAAUAACUUAAUUACCUGAGCCAGUUGUGUACACUGGCACUCAAGAUUUAUAGAAGCGCCACACGAUAUCGUUUGCAUGAAACUGCAGCCAGAUGAAGACGUUGAGUCUUGCUGCACUCGAUUCAAGGAGAAAGUGACAAUCCCAACACAUGGGACUGACUCCCUCACCGGCUGUGUAGUGUCCCCUCCCAACCCUGACCCUCCCCUGACCCCUGGCACCACAUCCAACCUCAAGUCCACCAUGAAUCUCAACACCUUCCACCUGAUGCAGACCCUCAAGAACUCGCCGGCUGCCUUACGCCGCCGCUUCCGCCGGGACCGCACCGAGUCCCUGUCACACGGCGACCCCCUCUUCAAAGUCCACUAUCUGGGCACGGAGAAAAUCUUCUCCCUGGAUCGGGAACAGGCCCAGGACGCCAUUGCCCGACUCCUGGAUGGGGCCGCCAACGGAAAGAAGCUGAACAAAGACCACGCGCUCGUCGUCCGCCCACGCUACGUCGAGGUCAAGGAGCUCAGCACGGGACGGCAGCUCACCAAAACGUACCUCCAGGACAUUGCGUACUGCGCGGCAGACUCGGCGAGGCCCAACGUGUUCCUGUACAUCUGUAAACAGCGCGGGCAGCAGCUGCAGUGCCGGGUGUUCUGGUGUAGCCGGGCGGAGCGGGCACGGGACAUGACGGCCUGCCUGGCCCACUCCUUCCAAAGGGCACUGAGCGACUGGCAGGGGGACGGCGUCGUCGGGUUAGGGGGGAGUACCGGCACGCUCAUCCCGGCAGAUGUGUGUGUGAAGGGGGGAGAGGAGAUGGCGACCACCCCUACGACCUCCCAAAGCUUCACGUUACCAGCCAGCUGUGGGAAAGCACGCUGGAAGAAGAGGAGCUCACUGUCCCAUAGUCCCCUCAGAGCCAUUACCAGGAAGGGAUCCGCCUCAGACAUUUGGCACUGAAGAUUCACAGGUCUUUGUGUGACAGUGGCUGGGCAAGAGCCCUGGGGAUCAAAUACAGCACUGGGAGCAGAAGGGGCUGCAAGGACCCACCACUAUUGUACAACUGUUCUCAACUGGACCACACUGAAAAAAAGGAUUAACUGAGGGAGAACUCCUGGUCUUUUUCAAAUGGGACAUUUUCUUAGUAAAUGAGUGAAAUUAACAGUAAUUUCUAGCUAUCUGGGCCUUUGAAUUUGGAAAGCUAGUGAACGUGGCAUUUGGUUUACAGCGUUGUAUCGCACUCUGGUGGCACCGGUCAGGUUUACCAUGGUGCGCUUCUGGGAGUUCAAGGCUCAAAUGCUCAUUUCCGUCAUUGCUUCCGGUCCUUGUUUUCCAGAGUGGCCUUGACCCUCUGAAAUGUGAGUUACACUUCAGUGAAUAAAGCAUGAGCUCUUGGGUGCCUUGAUUGAGAGAGGAUGUCGUCUGUCAGUGGCGAUCACAGCCUGGAAUGGUUUAAGACGGUUACAGACAGUCACUCUGAUAACGUGUUUGUAACAUUUGAUUUAAUGUAAACUUGAGUGGUUACAACCAAACACGUCAUCUACGCUUUUUUUUGAGCGGACCAGCACAGAGGAACUUGGGCUGGUUGUGAGGUGUGUUUUGUUAAUCGUUUUUUUUGAGCGGCUUUGUAAGAUAUUUGUACUUGUGGUAAAAAGAAAAGCCUUUGCCAUGACCCUCGGUUCUUACUUUUCCAGUGUCUCUUCUACAUGGGACACUGGGAUGAAAACGCUGCUUACGUGAUUUCAGAUUGGAAUUUUCUGAUUUUCAUUUCUCCACUUGGAUUUCUCCACAAGUUCUAAAAUCUUGCUCUGGCCUUGCCUGCUCCUGUCUGCUUCAACUUUGGUUGUUCUGGAGCUCGGCAUGCCUCAUAGCAUUAGUGUGGCCUUAAGCUCAAAUACUGGUUUCCGCCCAAACACUACUCUCUUCACACAUUAUUAUGCCAAGUCAGCGCAUUCCAGGCCAUAAUGACGUCUCUGACAACCAACACCAAUAGUCACGUCACACCUCGGCUUAGUCCCAAUGCAUUUAAUCCGUCACAACACUUUGCGCUGCAUUGCAUUCGAGUUGAAUGAUUAACCAGCUGUGUUUGUAUAGGGUUUAUGCUGGAGACUGCUGGUCUAUGGAAGUGAAGGUGUGGAAUAGGACAGAUUCUUCCCAUUCUGUGGGGUCAUCUCUUUUAGACUUAUACCUUACCACUUGUUUAGUGACAACAAAUGUUUUACAAUGAAAGGUGCUUCUGUUUUUAUUUUUUUUAAUGUGGUUCUUUGACUUGACAAGUGAUGUCAGUGAUGUCAAUGGAUGUUUUUAACCAUUUAUUUAAAAUGAAUUUAUAUAUUCAGAUUUAUAUCAAACUACAAAUGGUGACAACCCUUCUUGGGAGUGCAACUGCCUGCUUUGUUUUAUAUUUUCUAUGUUUUUAAUAUCUUUGUCAUAUCAUAUUUAAAUGUAUUCUAUAAAACAAUAAACUUUUAUACCAUGAUUAUUGCA